Molecule: messenger RNA, 1023 nt
Organism: Naegleria lovaniensis
Lineage: Eukaryota; Heterolobosea; Eutetramitea; Acrasida; Naegleriidae
Exons: 1
Coding region: 1-1023 (340 amino acids)
Molecular function (GO): protein binding
Source: RefSeq, a predicted model, not a curated record
AUGGCUCACCUUAGUGCUGAUGAUUUAUUUUGUAUUUUAUCCUUUCUCCAACCUCAACAAGUACUCGCUUCUUGUUGCCUCGUGAAUCGAUUUUGGAAUUCAGUGGCUUCAUGUAAUGCUCUUUGGAAAAAGCUGUGCGACGAUUUUUUCAUGAUGGAUGAAUGGUGGGAUGAAUAUUCGAGUCGUGCUGUGGAUGAAAUCGAUGCUUCUUCAGAGCAUGAUCAUCAAUAUCAUUAUCGUCGUAUUUUUAGAAAUUUAAUGAUGAAUAUUCCAAUGUAUCAAUAUUAUCAAUCGGUUGUGGAAAGAGAUGAUCAAUGGGAAGAAGAUUUAGAGGAAGUGACAAGUUUUAAAAUUUGUCAUGAUGAAUAUUUAUGGAAUCCAUGUGGUAAUGAUGCCAAUAUCGAUCGUGGUGCUCUUAUGAAAACAAAGAUUGCAAAGUUAGCGACCAUACUUACUAUUUUAAGUAAUAAUGAAUAUGCACCAAAUCCAUGGAAUGACAAGAUUGUACUUUGUAAAAGUAAUUCUCGUUAUGAAAUUGUACAUGCUCGUAUCAUUCCAUUAGCUACUUUUUGUGCAUGUAUUUUAAAUAACAAGAUGGACCUGUUACACACACUAUUAUUGGACACAGAAAUGUCAAAUGAAUAUUUGGCAAUUUCACCUUUUAUUGAAUAUAAUUCAAUAUAUGAAUCAGAGGAAUGCAACAACGACAAUGACAAAUACAAAGAAGAAGAACAUUACAAGAAAUAUCCAUCGAAUGAAGAACAAGAGGAAAAUUUUCACCACACGGAUUUGUCACUUGUGAAACCAUUUUGUUAUUUUGAAAAGAUGGAUGACAGUUAUUAUUAUUCCAGAGAUGAACAUUGUUGGGUUGAUUCAAAAAGUGAUGCUUGUAUCGAUCGAUUUAAUUGGAUUCCUGUUGUUUUCAAUGCUGGAGCUGCUCAUUAUGAAUAUCGAUUUAGGGCUGUCUUUGAUUGUGCAAAAAAGGAAUUGCAUGUGAAAAAGUAUUUUUAUUUAGACUAUUAA